This is a messenger RNA of Naumovozyma castellii, 1245 nucleotides long. It is a transcript of the gene CSG2, whose product is annotated as mannosylinositol phosphorylceramide synthase regulatory subunit. The transcript has a single exon. The record is from RefSeq and is a predicted model, not a curated record. The coding region runs from base 1 to 1245 and encodes 414 amino acids. NCBI's taxonomy places the organism in Eukaryota, Fungi, Ascomycota, Saccharomycetes, Saccharomycetales, Saccharomycetaceae.
AUGUCGAGCACUGCACUAUGGUUUGCUGUAGUACUAUCGUACGUGAUACAAACAAGAGGGUUCUCUCAUAUUCAAUCAAGAACCUUCCUCUCAAAUUUAAAGGCCCCCGCAAAAGCAACUGCUGAUGCCGCCGCACAAGCAGCUCAGGCUGCCCAGGAAUCAUAUGGUACUAAGACCUUGACUGUCUAUUUGACCUUCAUAUAUUUUGCUUCAUGGUUGUUGGUACUACCUUUGUCGCGUUUAUGGAAAGAUGAUGCUAAGCCUCUUUUACCCUUGGAGAACUCUAUUGCUAGCAAUAGUUCCUUGUCCCUAGAUCAUGAUGAAGAUGAUGAAAUAGAUAAUGUGAUAGAUACUGUCACAGUUGAUAAUCUUCUAGAAAAUGAAGGUAAGCAAGAAGAAUUCUCCCUAUUAUCUGUGGCUACUGCAAAAUACGUUGCCAAAUUAUCGAUCCUGGCUGUAUUGGCUGUCGUGAAUAUUUUCACUUAUAAUAUGGCUUUAUCUUUAUCUCCAGCUUUCGAUGUGGCAUUGAUCGAAAAUACUUCCAUUUUCGAAAUCGUAACUCUAUUAUAUGGUGUUUGUAACAUCUCUAGAAAGAAUUAUGUCUUUAGAAACUUCUUUGUCAUGAUGGUGGCUUUGAUUGGGAUAUUGAUUGUCUCUUACACAAAGGCUACAUGCGAUUUGUUAGCAGGGAAGCUUUCCAUUAAUCAAGAUACCGGAGAAGUCAACGAUCCAUUCCUUUUCGAUAGAUUAAAGGGGGGAUUGAUUUGUGGGUUAGGUGCAUUGACAAUGGGUCCAUUUGCUGUUCUAUGGAAUCGUUGGUUUACUGCUAAGGGUGCAAUGAGAACCACUUUAGCACAACAAUCACAACAUUUGGGACUAAUUGGUUGUAUUAGUAUGCUAAUGUUAUUACCAUUCUUACCAGCUUUGAGUACCUCAAAUGACUACAUCUCACUAUUAUAUACUGACAAGUCAUUCUGGUUAACUAUUAUGGGAUCCAUUAUUUUUGGAAUCCUACCAAAUUUACUAUCCCUGAUACAAUUAAACCGUACUGCUCCUCCAGAAUAUAUUACUACCUGUUUCUUAGGAAUAAUCAUAUUCAUGGGGUUGGCUGAUUGGGUAACUGAACCUACCCAAACUAUGAUUGUUAGAUGGGAAGUUAUUGGGUACCUUAUGUUGGCAAUUAGUUGUGUCACCUUAAGUUACACAUUAGGUGAAAGAAAGAAGAAAUUUUCCCUUUCUUUGUAA